Hemibagrus wyckioides is the source of this 1508-nucleotide messenger RNA. It is a transcript of the gene trappc4, whose product is annotated as trafficking protein particle complex subunit 4. Bases 29 to 688 code for a protein of 219 amino acids. The record is from RefSeq and is a predicted model, not a curated record. Gene Ontology annotation, cellular component: TRAPP complex. The transcript is spliced from 5 exons. Lineage: Eukaryota; Metazoa; Chordata; Actinopteri; Siluriformes; Bagridae. Gene Ontology annotation, biological process: endoplasmic reticulum to Golgi vesicle-mediated transport.
GCAUCAGCUGUUCACUCUGAAUCGCAAGAUGGCGAUAUUCAGUGUUUAUGUUGUCAACAAGGCCGGUGGACUAAUUUACCAAUAUGACAAUUAUGUUCCUCGAACAGAAGUCGAGAAAACGUUUAGCUUUCCACUCGAUAUAGUACUCAAGAUUCAUGAUGAGAAGGUGGUGGUUUCAUUCGGUCAGCGGGACGGAAUCCGAGUUGGUCACGCUGUGCUUUCUAUUAACGGGGUGGACGUGAAUGGCAAAUACACAGCAGAAGGAAAGGAAAUACUGGAAUACCUGAAGGAUCGAUCAAACUAUCCUGUUUCUAUCCGGUUUGGCCGAGCACGACUGACCUCCAAUGAGAAACUCAUGCUGGCUUCAAUGUUCCACUCGUUAUUUGCCAUCGGGUCACAGCUGUCUCCUGAGGUCGGCAGCUCAGGUAUCGAAAUGCUGGAGACAGAUGUGUUUAAACUGCACUGCUUCCAGACACUCACAGGGAUCAAGUUCAUCGUGCUAGCGGAUCCUCGCCAGUCUGGUGUUGACGCGCUCCUGAGAAAGAUCUAUGAAAUCUAUUCAGACUUUGCCUUAAAGAAUCCUUUCUACUCUCUGGAGAUGCCCAUCAGAUGUGAACUUUUUGAUCAAAAUCUGAAGAGCGCUCUGGAAGUAGCAGAGAAGGCUGGUACAUUUGGGACAGGUUCCUGAGCAGAAGUGCCACAUGUUUGAUGUAGCACUGUCUAGGUUCAACAACCAACUGUAUAUAAUAUGGAUUAUUGGAUAUUCCUGAUGUGUGGAAUACCUAAAAACAUCUUUGAAAAAUUUGGAUUAAAUCAGAAGGAAACCAAAAGGAUGAAUAAACCAGAUCUGUGUUAAUGAUUUAAGUCAGUGGGAGCAGUGACAGCAAAUGGACUUCAUCCAGUUUUUUUUUGGAAUGGCAGAAACAAAGUUCUUAUUUAUUGGUAAACACUGUCUUGUGUUUCUAGCACCAUACUGUACAAUAUGACUGCAUCAAUAAGGAUUCCACUGUAAGAUUAGAAAUCAAACUUCAAAAUCUGAUGUUUGUUAACAUCUUUAUUUAAUAUAAAUGUUUUCAUUAUAUUAUUGAACAACUUUUAUUUCCAUAACACCACAUACAAUGUUAGAGUAACAAUAAAGAGGUAGAACCAUGUUGAGUUGCCUCAAUUUCAGGUGGAGUUGUAAAUCCUCUAUCUCGCUUAUCUAAAUGACAUGUUAGUCAUGACAUGCUGGAAGUGGUUGUGACUCGCCGCUUGGAAUGAUUAAAUAUCGAAUUGUUACUACUUUAAAAUACUAUGGUGUUUGUUCAUUAUCAAAAUACUGAUUUUAUAAUUACAUCUGCAAUACUAUCCACUAUGGGUUCAAAGUAGAAAAGUGAUUUGGAGGAUUAAAUACAAAUUAUACCUCACACCAAUUACGCAUCCAUAAAAUCUGUUCAAAGGAAUGUUUUUUGUUUUGUAAACCCACAAUUUGUAACUAUUAAAGCUAACUGUGUGUAGAUAAACUUUGA